This is a messenger RNA of Pantherophis guttatus, 2579 nucleotides long. It is a transcript of the gene CHEK1, whose product is annotated as checkpoint kinase 1. NCBI's taxonomy places the organism in Eukaryota, Metazoa, Chordata, Lepidosauria, Squamata, Colubridae. Gene Ontology annotation, biological process: mitotic G2 DNA damage checkpoint signaling; protein phosphorylation. Gene Ontology annotation, cellular component: nucleus; site of double-strand break; cytoplasm. The record is from RefSeq and is a predicted model, not a curated record. Gene Ontology annotation, molecular function: ATP binding; protein serine/threonine kinase activity.
UUCAUCAGUCUGUCUUCAGGUCUGGAGAAGGUUGCGUUGCUUCUCGCAACGUGUACAAAUAUGUGUUUGUGUGUGUAGGUUGCAUCAACAAUGAAUUCGGGGCCACAAGAUUCAAUUUGUUUUAUUUUGGAGGGAGUAGCUUCUGAUACCUCGAGCCUUUCUCCUGCCCUGUGUCUUCCAAAAGCAUUUUUUUUUUCUCAUGCAAGUCACUGCAGAUGUGCAGGUUGUGAAAAUGGCAGUGCCGUUUGUGGAAGACUGGGAUUUAGUGCAGACUCUUGGUGAAGGGGCUUAUGGAGAAGUUCAACUAGCUGUGAAUAGGCGCACCGAGGAAGCGGUUGCAGUGAAAAUGGUGGACAUAAAAUGUGCCGCUGAAUGUCCGGAUCAGAUCAGGAAGGAGAUCUGUAUCAACAAAAUGUUGAAUCAUGAGAACAUUGUGAAAUUCUUCGGGCAUCGUCGAGAAGGCACUAUUCAGUACCUCUUCCUUGAAUACUGCAGAGGGGGCGAGCUUUUUGACCGAAUAGAGCCUGAUAUCGGCAUGCCAGAAUCAGAAGCACAGAGACUUUUCCACCAGCUAAUUGCUGGCGUGGUCUAUCUCCAUAGCAUAGGAGUGACACAUCGGGAUAUUAAGCCAGAGAAUCUGCUACUUGAUGCAAGAGACAACCUCAAGAUCUCAGACUUUGGGCUCGCUACCGUAUUUAAAUACAAUGGCUGUGAGCGACUGCUGAACAGGAUAUGUGGCACGCUUCCAUACCUGGCCCCCGAAGUCCUGAAAAAGAAAGAAUUUCACGCUGAGCCUGUUGAUGUUUGGUCAUGUGGAAUAGUGCUGACUGCAAUGUUAGCAGGAGAAUUGCCGUGGGACCAGGCUGCCGAUACUUGCCAAGAAUAUUGUGAUUGGAAAGAAAGAAAGACUUAUCUUUCCCCAUGGAAGAAGAUUGAUUCAUUGCCCCUCGCCUUUCUUCUCAAACUCUUAAAUGAAAACCCCUCAUCCAGGCUUACGAUUGCAGACAUUAAAAAAGACAGAUGGUAUACAAAACCUUUAAGGAAAGGCAUAAAGCGAUCCCGGGGCUCUUCUGGAGGAUCUUCUGAUUCACCAGGAGGUUUUUCUAAGCACAUUAGAUCAGAUAUGGAUUUCUCUCCCGUAAAAGAUGCACACAGUGAGGAAAAAAAGAUCUGUUCCAAUUCCCAGCCAGAACCAAGAACUGGGCUCUCCUUGUGGGACAGCAGCCCAGGCAAUAUCGAGAAAUUGGUGCAAGGGAUUAGCUUUUCUCAACCAGCCCGUCCUGAGCACAUGCUGCUGAACAGCCAGCUGUUAGGCACUCCAAGUUCAUCGCAGAACCCCUGGCAACGUCUCGUAAAGAGAAUGACCCGUUUCUUUUUGAAAUUGGAUGCUGACCAGUCUUACCAAAUCUUGAAGGAGGUUUGUGAAAAGAUGGGCUACGUCUGGAAGAAAGGUUGCACAAACCAGGUCACCAUAUCCACCAUGGACAGAAGAAACAACAAACUGAUUUUCAAAGCAAACUUGGUGGAAAUGGAUGAGAAAAUUCUUGUGGAUUUCCGAUUGUCAAAGGGUGAUGGUUUGGAAUUCAAAAGGCAUUUCCUGAAGAUCAAAGAGAAACUAAAUGAUGUUGUCAGCCCACAGAAGUUAUGGCUCCCAAUGACAUGAUUGCCUUCUGGUUGAAAAACAAGUGAAUUUGGCUGCAGUGUUUUCAGCCAUAGGACAGUUUAUGCUAAGGCAUACCCUGACUUCACACACUCAGCAUCCAUUCCUCUUGGCUCUGACAUGAUCAGCAACCAAUUGAGAAGUUAAUAUUGUGAUGGGACAUAAUUAUGUAUUUUUCGUAGGGUAACCGUCAUGAAAAUUUCCAGUGUCUUAGAUUUCAUAGGCUUUUAGCUUGCAUUCUACUUUAUACAGAUAAUUCAAAUGUUUUGGCACACCACCUUUUCUAAAUGGGAAUGUUUUCUUCUUUUUUCCAAAGCGUUGCACAAGAAUACAAACUGAAGUUUUACAAAGAGCAGAAGGAAAUUAAAUGAAAACCAGCACCAAGCUUUGUAUACUUGGGAGCUGGGUUGUUGAAUUUUCAAAAUGCAGCACAAACUCCAUAUCAGAAUACCUGGCUUAGCUUGAAAUUAUUUUUUGGUCAAGUUUUGCUGAAAAAAAAAAAGUGACGUAUUACUGUUCUUCAUUUUUGAAUUUUUUGCUUUGAAAGAAAGAAAACAUUGCAAAUGUGAUUAAUGUGAUUUGUUAAAAUAUUUUUCUAUGUCCAAAUAUCUCUUCCUUCCCAUAAAAACAUCUGUGUUGUUGAGCACUAAAAAUGUGGAAAGUGGAGGAAUGGGAUAAGAUUAGCAGUUUUUCCUGCAUCCUAUUACACUUAAUUUGUUAGGUGUUCCAGGCGUUUCAGGCUCUUGUUACCGCAUGUCUGAAUGCUGCUUGAUUGGACCAUUGUGGAUGCAGAGAAGAAUGGAGACAAAGGACACGAAUCUUUGUUCUCACCAUGGUGCUGACCAGUUCUGCUUACCCAUGUUCCAGCAAUGUCAUUUUUUAAAAAAAGAAAAUAAAGCAUAGAAUGAAAAUAUUUGUC